CCCAAUUUCCCCUUCUCUUCUCUCAUUUCGCUUCGCUUCCCGCUAGCUCUCCGAAUUCGCGACGCCACCGAGCAAUUCGUGUGGGAGAGGGGGAUCGGAACCCUAACCCUAGCUGUGGGGGGGUGAGGGUGUUGUAUGGUGGGGCGGAUGGGCUGAGGGUUUCUGGUGGGGGUUGAUUGGAGUUGGGUUGGGGGUGGGGUGGGGUAUGGGUGGUAGGAGGAGGAGGAGGAGGGCGGCGAUGGAGGGGGAGGAGGAGGAGGUGGUGGGGGUGAGGAAGCGCGUGGUGCGGAUCAUCUUCCGCGACGAGGACGCGACUGAUUCGUCGAGUGGCGAGGAGGAGGAGGGGGAGGAGGAGGCGAGGCGGGUUGCGAUGAAGCGCUCGUGGCUGCGGUGCCAUGAGGUGGAGAGGAAGUUCACCGGCGUGCGGCUGAGGCCGUGGGGGAAGUGGGCGGCGGAGAUCCGCGACCCCAAGGACCGCAGCCGCCGCCUGUGGCUCGGCACCUUCGACACCGCCGAGGCCGCCGCCGCCGCCUACGACGACGCCUGCGUCCGCCUCCGUGGCCCCGGCGCCGCCCUCAACUUCCCCUCCCGCCGCUGCGUGGCUCCGGUCCCGGCUCCUCCAGCUCCAGCUCCACCGCCCCCGCCGCCGCCACCGACCGAGGAGGAGGAGAAGAAGGUGCCACUGCUUCCGCCGCUCCUGCCUCCGAGGAAGAAGCCGCUGCUGUUCCCGCCGCCGCUGCCUCCAAAGAAGAAGCCGCUUCCACCACCGCCGCCGCCGGAGAAGGAGAACACCCCGCUCCCGCUGCUGCUACUUCCUCCGAAGAAGAAGCCGCUUCCGCCGCCGUCGCCGACGGCGGCAGCGAAGCUCGAGCCCCCGGAGUCGGCGGCAGCGGCGGCGCCUUUCGUCCCCAAGCCUGUCUGGCCCCUCCUGGCCGCCGGGAAGCGCAAGAAGCAGUCGGGCUGCGGCGGCCGCAUCCCCGCCCUCAACACCGCCUCCGCCGCCGUCGAGGAGACCGGCCGCGCCUGAUCCUCCCCGACCUGCCAUGCCACCAACAACCAACUCGAAAUCUCCCACCCACCCAAAAAAAAAAAAACCAAAAAAACAAAUAACACAAACCAUCCUAAUGUGAAAAGCUUAGUGAUCAUUCCUUUUGAUAUGAUUCGAUGCUGUUAAUCUCAUCUGAUGCUAUCAUCUCUGUACAUACAUAUCUUUAGGAAUCUGGGAGAAGAGCUCAUCAAAACUGAUCUGUAAUAUUACUUUAGUGUUCUGUAAUACACCACCUGAUGAAACCAUCUCAUCUCAUGUAGUGGUAAGCCGUGACAUUUGUGUUUUGGCAUUUGUAAUCGAUCGAUUCGAAGAAAAUUUGUGGAAAAGAAUCGAGUCAGGAUUGAUUCAAAA
Messenger RNA from Oryza brachyantha (malo sina), 1399 nucleotides. Its product is annotated as ethylene-responsive transcription factor ABI4-like. The transcript has a single exon. Bases 206 to 1027 code for a protein of 273 amino acids. The record is from RefSeq and is a predicted model, not a curated record. Gene Ontology annotation, biological process: regulation of DNA-templated transcription. Gene Ontology annotation, molecular function: DNA binding; DNA-binding transcription factor activity. NCBI's taxonomy places the organism in Eukaryota, Viridiplantae, Streptophyta, Magnoliopsida, Poales, Poaceae.